AUGAUCACUUUCAAGCUUUUCGUAACGAUAUACUUAUUUGGUGGUAUUACUUUCAUACCCCUUGUAGUUCUAACGUUACUAUAUUUUAACAAGCGGUCUGAAAAUGAAGAACAAGAGGUCACUGGUUCUAAAGCUGAGAAAUUACUCAUAACCGGUUUGGAUCCUGAAUUUAAAGCUGGUGAACUGGAAGAAUCUAAAGGUGUUGAGGUUCGUAGAAAAGGUUGGUUAACGGUAACAAAGAAAUACUAUUACCAUCACAAUGAAGUGAAAGAAUUGAUGGAAAAGCAUGGUGGUGAAGUUGAGGUACCACAGAGAUCUCAGCUCAAGAAAAGACACAGGUUUUAUGCCGUCUUAAGACACGGCAACCUUUUCCUCUAUAGAGACGAUGCUCCCAAGAGUAAUUUAGUUCAUGCCAUUUCAUUACAAGAUAGCUUUGUCACAAUUUGGCCAAGAGAUACUGCAAAUGAAGCUCCUGAUGCCGGAAUGUUUACAAAGAGAACCUGUAUUUCCAUUCUAAGGGAUGGUACCGCUACUUAUGAUGGUAUGUUACAUUUUCAUGCGAAUGCAAGUGCAGAGAACAAUUCAUCUUGGUCCCAAUUCUUUUUAUAUUUCGAUAACAAUAAUAUCGAAAAAGAGGAUUGGUAUUUCGAUUUGAUUAACGUCUCAAAGAGAGAACCAAAGGAUAAUGCAAAACCGACAAAUGUAAUUGAUCCAAACAAUUGUGCAAGAACUGCUCAUUUAAGGACACCGGAUGCACUUUACUUGGUUCAGGCAAUCCAUUCUACAGAAGGUCAAUUAACCACUCAAUGGUUUAACGCACUUUUAGGUCGCUUAUUUUUGUCGCUACAAAGAACUGACACUUUAAAGGAUUUCAUAUAUGGGAGACUUUACAAAAAACUGACCAAGUUGAAUAAACCAGGAUUUUUGGAUGAUUUUGUCAUUGAAGAAGUAGACGUGGGGAAUAGUGCCCCCAUGAUAACGAAUCCUAAACUGUUAGAAUUAUCCCCCACAGGAUUGACUAGGAUUUCUUUGGACAUGCAAUACAAGGGUAAUUUAUCUGUCAAUAUCGCGACCAAUGUGACAAUUAAUUUGGGUUCGCAUUUCAGGCAGAGGCAAGUGCCAGUUCAGUUGUCCAUUAAGAUAAAGGAAUUGACAGGACCCAUGUUUCUCACGGUUAAACCGCCUCCAUCAAACAGACUGUGGUACACUUUCCAAACAGAACCCAUAUUUGAUGUGGAAAUACAGCCAGUGGUUAGUUCAAGUAAAUUAUCCUACGGUAUGAUUACAAAGGCUAUCAAGGGUAAGUUAUUUGAAGCAAUAAAGGAAUCCCUCGUGGUACCGUAUUGGGACGACUUUGCAUUUUAUAACACUGAAGAUGAAAUUUACAGAGCCGGUAUCUGGGAGAAACACGAGAAAGAUUUUAACCAGAAUAAUAGUCAUCAUGAAGAAGAAAAGGUUUCUUCUCAAAAUUUCGAAGUUCAUAAGGAUCAAGAAGAUGAAGAUGACGAAAGUUCCUCCAGCGAUGAACCACGGACGCCCGAAAAACCUGCUAGGGGUGAUUUCCUUGGAAAUGAACGUUCAGAUAGUAUUGAUAGCGAUAGUAUUUCAAGGACUAAAUCUUCUGAUUCCAUGAAAACUCAAGACCCCACCUUAAAGAGUCGUACACUUCAAAAAGUAGGAAAUAUCAAGAGAGCAUGGACAAGCAAGAGUAAAGAAGAUUUAGAUAAUGAACAUGCAAUAGUAGACGAUAAUUUUGAUAAUCUUUCAAAUGCAGGAGAUCGUGAAGGUUCUAGGGAUUCUGCUGACUCCAAGAAAUAUUUCAAAAAUUCCUUGAGAAAGAUUGGUCAAUGGUACAGAGGCACUCCAAAUAGCUCUGUGACCAGUGAUGGUGAGGAAUCGAAUCAGGGUUCAAUUAAUCAUCCUCCAGAAAUGAUUUCUAAUAGAAGAAAACCUCUUCCCAAGAGACCAAUUCCGCCUCCACUUAAUAACAAUCCAACUUCGCCAACAUCUGUAUCAAACUCCUCUUUUUCCCCAACCCUAAAUGCAACUGAAAUGUUUGCCAACAAGAGCAGGUCUCACUCUAACAUGUCCUCAGAGACAAAUGAUCCUGUUGUCAGUCCAAACUUGCCCACUCAUGAUAACGUGGGGUUCGUGAAACCCCAAAGAUCAACUGAUUUCCCCGAAGAAUUAUACACAAAUAAGUUGGAAGAUUCAAAUGAUACCACGAAGACCGAUACCGAAAGUACAAGAAGCUCAGGCCAAGGGAUUGAUCCAUCAGAAAUAUUUCCUAAACCUCACGAUCAUAGUGACAAUGGCCGAGAGGAGGCUCCAAAUUCAGCAAGUAGUACAAUUGGUCCUAACGAAACACUUUAA
This is a messenger RNA of Zygosaccharomyces rouxii, 2373 nucleotides long. RefSeq names its product Nvj2p (gene NVJ2). Lineage: Eukaryota; Fungi; Ascomycota; Saccharomycetes; Saccharomycetales; Saccharomycetaceae. Gene Ontology annotation, cellular component: endoplasmic reticulum; ERMES complex. Gene Ontology annotation, molecular function: lipid binding. The transcript has a single exon. The coding region runs from base 1 to 2373 and encodes 790 amino acids. The record is from RefSeq and is a predicted model, not a curated record. Gene Ontology annotation, biological process: phospholipid transport.